GUGGCUUGGAGUAAUGAUCUUGCUAGGAUACUUUCAGAUUGAUGUAAAGGUCAUCAAACAGUGGCCUAUUUUCACCUGGGACAUCAACCCCUGUCAACCCACCAAAAAUGUCAUGUUCCUCAAGACCCACAAAACUGCCAGCAGCACGGUUUUGAACAUCCUCCUUCGCUUCUCAGAGAAACACAACCUCACUGUGGCCCUUCCAAAUGGCCAGAAUGUCCAUCUGGGCUACCCUAGCCACUUCAAAGCUACAUUUGUUGAGGAGUUCAAAACCAUUGGCCAAAACUUCAACAUCAUGUGCAACCACCUAAGGUUCAAUUUACCAGAGAUAAGAAGAGUAAUGCCGAACAACACCUUCUAUUUUUCUAUCCUGAGGGACCCUGCUUCAUUGCUGGAAUCCUCCUAUGUUUACUACAAAACCUAUUGCCCAGCUUUUAGAGAAACUAAGGAUGUGAAUGAGUUUCUGUCAUCUCCAUUGUCAUACUAUAAUCUAAGUGAAAAGAGAUACAAUGUUUAUGCUCGGAACAACAUGUGGUUUGACUUCGGCUACGACAACAAUGCAGUGUAUGAUGAGUACUAUUUCCAAUCUGUCAUUCAGGACAUUGAGCAGAAUUUCCAGUUGAUGCUGAUUGCUGAUUAUUUUGAUGAGUCCAUGAUCCUUCUGAAAAAUGCUUUGUGCUGGGAUCUGGAUGAUGUGGUUUAUUUUAAGCUGAACAGCAGGAGCCGAGACAGCGUCCAGAGCUUGACUCCAGAGAGCAAGGAAAAGGUGAAAGAGUGGUGCACAUUGGAUUGGAAACUUUACAAUCACUUCAAUAAUAGCUUCUGGAUGAGGAUUCAGGAGACGCUGGGCCUGGAGAUGUUAUACAAGGAGGUGAGCCUUCUGCAGAAGAGGCAGAAGGAACUGAUGGAGACCUGCCUCUUGGAGGAAACAGCAAUUGAUAAAACCAGAAUCAAAGACAAGAAACUGAAGCCCUACCAGUCAGGGCAGGCCAAUAUCCUGGGCUAUAACCUUAAGCAGGAUUUAGACAAUACAACCCUGAAAAUCUGUCAAAAGAUGAUAAUACCUGAGCUCCAGUAUAUGGCAUACCUGUACAGUCACCAGUUCCCAAACAAGACGAGAAAACCCAUAGACUUUCCCACUCAGCAGAGAUGA
Molecule: messenger RNA, 1153 nt
Organism: Hemicordylus capensis (graceful crag lizard)
Lineage: Eukaryota; Metazoa; Chordata; Lepidosauria; Squamata; Cordylidae
Gene: GAL3ST2
Product: galactose-3-O-sulfotransferase 2
Exons: 3
Coding region: 14-1153 (379 amino acids)
Biological process (GO): glycoprotein biosynthetic process; glycolipid biosynthetic process
Cellular component (GO): membrane
Molecular function (GO): galactosylceramide sulfotransferase activity
Source: RefSeq, a predicted model, not a curated record